Messenger RNA from Contarinia nasturtii (swede midge), 599 nucleotides. Its product is annotated as zinc finger and BTB domain-containing protein 8A-like. The annotation marks the transcript as partial. The record is from RefSeq and is a predicted model, not a curated record. The transcript has 2 exons. Lineage: Eukaryota; Metazoa; Arthropoda; Insecta; Diptera; Cecidomyiidae.
UAUUGCUGGUGAUUGAAACAAUAAGUUCAGCGAAACAAAAUGGAAAAGAAUAGGAAGGGGCCAACAAUGGGCCGCGUGGUUGACGAUUUGGAUUGCAGCACACCAUCUCAGUUGGAAUGUUCGGGAAUGUCUAUCGGGCACAGUGACAGUGCGUGUUUAAUUGAUCCGACCGAGAUCAAACAAGAGACAUGCAUCAAAGAAGAAGAUCCAGACUCUGUUGGGCAUUUAAUCGACGUUCCCGUAGCGAACGACAAUGGAUCUCAGCAAUUUCAUAACCUCAAUGAGCAUGAUGGUGAAGAUGAUUCCGCACUUUUGGGCGUCGAUGAUGUGAAAAUUGAACCGAAACAAGAAAUCGAUUGCAAGAAGGAAAAAGAAACGAAAACAAAUGCUGAUUCGCGAGAAGAUGCGGCACAAGCGCAACAAAAUCAACAACCACAACCAGACAAUGGAGGUAAUCCAAUGGGCAACAGCAUUCCGAAAAAUAAUCGAAAAGCACAUAAAUGUGAUCUUUGCGAAUAUUCAACCAAGUACAGGUCACAUUUAAAAAGGCAUUUGCGUACCAAUGAAAAGCCAUAUGGUUGCAAAUACUGUGCAAAACA